AUGUCACCCAAAUACGGCCACCUGUCACAAUCGCGUGCAUCGACCAGAGUCUCUCUGCGAUGGUUACCCGGGCCACCCUUUGAAAACACCGAAACGCUUGUUCUGAUGGUGGGAGAAUGGUACGUUGACUUGAGAGUUGACAAAGAAUCGGGUGCUCUUGGUUGGGCAAUCGCUGGCCAAUAUCUUCUGAAGGACACCAACCCGCGGAGGAUUGUCCUAACUCAUACCAUUGACUCACAUGGUAACUUCAAUGUGAGCGACCCUUGUCUUUUCAUACCGCUUCCCGACGGAUGUGACUUGGAGACGGGUGCAAUGCCUCGCCCUGAUAUGCCGGGAAACCCAGUUACCGAGUACGAAGAAACGACAUUGGCAUUCACGACGUUGAAAAGCCAAUUGCAUGGGAUGUUGGAAUCCGACGAUAAUGACCCGGCCCAUGAUUCCCAUCAAGGAACCAAGAUUUUCCUGGCUCGCAUUGAAGGAAGAUACUUGGCUUUGCAGCAGAUAUGCAUUCAUAAUAAGGGCCAGUCGGGCGAUCCAGAUAAGAUUAUCGGUGGUGAAGUGAGUGCAAAGUCAGAAGUGUUUGUUGAUGGUCAUUGGAGAGUGAAACACGUUGAGGCUCGAUCAUGUUGA
Messenger RNA from Penicillium subrubescens, 630 nucleotides. RefSeq lists its product as uncharacterized. The record is from RefSeq and is a predicted model, not a curated record. The transcript has 3 exons. Bases 1 to 630 code for a protein of 209 amino acids. NCBI's taxonomy places the organism in Eukaryota, Fungi, Ascomycota, Eurotiomycetes, Eurotiales, Aspergillaceae.